Molecule: messenger RNA, 1973 nt
Organism: Brassica oleracea var. oleracea
Lineage: Eukaryota; Viridiplantae; Streptophyta; Magnoliopsida; Brassicales; Brassicaceae
Product: F-box protein At-B
Exons: 4
Coding region: 32-1843 (603 amino acids)
Biological process (GO): SCF-dependent proteasomal ubiquitin-dependent protein catabolic process
Cellular component (GO): SCF ubiquitin ligase complex
Molecular function (GO): protein binding
Source: RefSeq, a predicted model, not a curated record
CGUGUCAAAAGAUGGAAGAAGUGGAUUGACGAUGGAGCAAGUGACGAAAUCUGUGUUGGCGGAGGAGAUACUGAAGCGCUUAGAUCUCGAGAAUCUCUGCUCCGUCGCGUGCGUUUCCACCGCCCUCCGCUCCGCCGUCGUCUCGGACGUCCUGCCUUCGCUUACCGCUCUCGAUCUAUCUGGCUUCUCGCCGGAGGAGGAGACUCUGAAUCACGUGCUGCGUGGUUGCGUCGGGCUCAGGAGCCUAACUCUGAACUGUCUCCGCCUCAGCGUCGCUGCUGUGCGUGGGGUUAUCGGGCCACACCUCCUAGAACUUCACUUGCUCAGGUGUUCACUGCUUAAUUCCACCGUGCUCUCUUCCAUCGGCACCCUCUGCCCCAAUCUCCGGGUUCUUACCCUGGAAAUGGCAGACUUGGAUUCACCUCUUGUUUUUCAAUCUAACCUGACGCAAAUGCUUAACGGGUGUCCGUUUCUGGAGUCUCUGCAACUAAAUAUCCGAGGUAUCCUAGUUGAUGCCACCGCUUUCCAGUCAGUUAGAUUCUCCUUGCCAGAAACUCUCAAAUCUCUAAGGUUACAGCCUUUGCUUGAGUCCGAGGCUAUCCUUCUCAUGAACAGAUUCAAAGUCACUGGAAGUUGUUUAUCUAAGGCUGCCUUGUUUUCUCCUUCGCCUUCUUUUACUUUGCAAAGCCUCUCUCUUGUCCUGGAUCUGAUAUCUGACAGGCUUAUCAUAGCUAUCACAGCUUCUCUUCCUCAACUUGUCAAACUGGACCUUGAAGACCGUCCUGAAAAAGAGCCAUUUCCCGACAAUGACUUGACCUACACUGGGCUUCAGUCUCUUGGUUAUUGCCAGCAACUCACAAGCCUCUCUCUAGUUCGAACUUGUUACAACCGCAAGAUAUCGUUCAAGAGAAUCAACGACAUGGGUAUAUUUCUCCUUUCCGAGGCUUGCAAAGGUCUAGAGUCAGUGAGGCUUGGUGGGUUUCCAAGAGUCAGCGACGCUGGAUUUGCAUCGCUCCUUCACUCAUGCCGGAACCUGAAAAGGUUUGAAAUACGAGGUGCCUUCCUGUUGUCUGAUUUGGCAUUCCAUGAUGUCACAGCGUCUUCUUGCUCUCUUCAAGAGGUCAGACUCUCCACGUGCCCUCUCAUAACCAGCGAAGCCGUGAAGAAACUGGGGUUGUGUACUAAUCUUGAGCUGCUUGACUUAGGCAGCUGCAAAAGCAUAUCCGAUUCUUGCCUCAACAUUGUCUCAGCACUCAGGAAGUUAACUUCUCUGAAUCUCGCAGGAGCUGAUGUAACCGAUAGUGGCAUGGUUGCACUCGGUAAGUCAGAUGUUCCCAUCAUGCAACUAUCCUUCCGCGGCUGUAAGAGAGUCAGUGACAGAGGAAUCUCCCAUCUGUUGAGCAAUGAAGGAACAAUCAGCAGAACAUUAUCAACGCUUGAUCUUGGUCACAUGCCAGGAAUCUCAGACAGAGCCAUCCACACAAUCACGCGGUAUUGCAAGGCUUUAACAGAGCUAAGCCUCAGGAGUUGCUUCCAUGUGACAGAUUCUUCGAUAGAGUUGCUGGCCACAAGGGAAAGACAAACUGAGGGAGGACGCAAACAGUUGAGGAAGCUCAAUGUCCAUAACUGUGUUAGCUUGACGACGGGAGCACUGAGAUGGCUAAGUAAACCGUCAUUUGCGGGUCUCCAUUGGCUCGGAUUGGGACAGACACGGUUUGCUGGUCGAAGAGAGACGGUCACAGCUACAAUCUGCGAGCAGAGACCGUGGCUCACGUUGUGUUUUGAUGGGUGUGAGCUUGGAUGCUAUGAUGGUUGGGAGUUCCACACGCCGCAACGCCAUUGAGGAAGAAGCUCGUCGUCUCACCAGUUUAUGUAUUGUACUAUCAAUUAUAUAUUCGUUCACAAAUAUGAUUCAGUAGAAUGUGUGAUUUGUUUGAUUUUUUUUUUUUGAAUGAAAAUUUGAUUGUAAAUUA